Cricetulus griseus (Chinese hamster) is the source of this 4282-nucleotide messenger RNA. The record is from RefSeq and is a predicted model, not a curated record. NCBI's taxonomy places the organism in Eukaryota, Metazoa, Chordata, Mammalia, Rodentia, Cricetidae.
AAUGCAGUGACCUAUGAUGAUGUGCAUAUCAGCUUCACUUGCAAAGAAUGGGCUUUGCUGGAUCCUUCCCAGAAGAAUCUCUACAAAGAUGUGAUGCUGGAGACUUACAGUAACCUUGCUGCUAUAGGCUACACAUGGGAAGCCCAUAAUAUUGAAGAACAUUGUCAACGAUUUAGAAGACACAGAAGGCUUAAAAGAAGUUAUACUGAAGAGAAACCCUACAAAUGUAGUCAAUGUGGUAAAGCCUUUUCACAGAGGAGUCACCUCCAUGCUCAUAAAAGAACCCAUACUGGAGAGAAACCCUAUGAAUGCGAUCAAUGUGGGAAAGCCUUUUCACAAUGUAGUCAUCUCAACACUCAUAAAAGAAUUCAUAGUGGAGAGAAACCCUUUCAAUGUAAUCAAUGUGAGAAAGCUUUUGCAGAUCACAGUUAUCUUAAAAAACAUGAAAAAACUCAUACUGGAGUGAAACCCUAUGAAUGUAACCAAUGUGGUAAAACCUUUUCAAAACCUGAGAGUCUCCGAAUACAUAAAAGGAAUCAUGCUGGAGAGAAACCCUAUCAAUGUAAUCAAUGUGAGAAAGCUUUUGCAGAUUACGGUUAUCUUAAAUUACAUGAAAGAAUCCAUACUGGAGAGAAACCCUAUAAAUGCAGUCAAUGUGGGAAGGCCUUUUCACAACAGAGUCAUCUCAACAUUCAUAAAAGAACCCAUACUGGAGAAAAACCCUACGAAUGUAAGCAGUGUGGUAAAGCUUUUUCAAAUUGCAGUGCUCUUAAAAUACAUGAAAGAAUUCAUACAAGAGAGAAACCCUAUGAAUGUAAUCAAUGUGGGAAAGUGUUUUCACAUGGGUCUAGUCUCCGGAUACAUGAAAGAACUCAUACUGGUGAGAAACCCUUUGAAUGUAAUGAAUGUGGGAAAGCCUUUCGAAAACGCAGUGCUCUCCAAACGCAUAGGAGAACUCAUACUGAUGAGACACCCUGUGAAUGUAAGCAAUGUGGUAAAGCUUUUUCAAAUAGCAGAGGUCUUAAAAUACAUGGAAGCAUUCAUACUAGAGAGAAACGCUAUGAAUGUAAACACUGUGGGAAAGUGUUUUCACACAAGCCUAGUCUCCGGAUACUUAAAAGAACUCAUACUGGUGAGAAACCCUAUGAAUGUAAUGAAUGUGAGACAGCUUUUCCAAAACCCAGUGCUCUCCAAACGCCUAAGAGAACUCCUACAAGGGAGAAACCCAAAGAGACCGACCUACAAUGUUGGAAAACCUUUUCACAACAUAGUCAUCUCCAGAUUCAUAAAAAAAAAAAAAAACUCAUACUAAGGGAAGACAUCCAAGGCGCAUCUGAAGCAACUCAGUCUAGGGAGACACAAGCCAACCACUUGUGUCCUGGGCUGGCAGAAAGACAACCAUAGCUCAUAUGAUCCUACUUUAUUCAGGCAGUCACAAGCCACCCCCAAGCCAGCCUGGUUCUUCCAAUUAUGCCAUGGCAAGAAGGUAUCUGUGGGUCCAUACGAUGCCAAAUGGCUCAGGUGGACACAAGCCACCCAUAGGCCAGUCUGGAUCCUCAAGACCUCAGCUGACAGGAAGACAUCCAGCACUCAUCUGAUGCCACGUGGCUCAGGCAGACACAGGCCACCUCAAGACCUGGGCUGGCAGGAAGACAUCCAAGGCCCAAGCUGGCACUAGGCAAGUGGGUCAAAAUAUGAUAAGCAAGUAUGUGGUAGGGAAAGAAACAGAAUGGUCCAUGUACUGUAGAACAAGACAGGGCAGAUGUUAAGGUGGUAAGGAGUAGACAUGGGUGGGAGGCCUUGCUACUCAGUGACUUCAUGACAUCCAGGCCUAGGCUCCUGCCAAGGGCUAUCUCAGGGUCCAUGAUCCUCUCAGAGCAAGAAUUUGUGGCCAUUUAUGGUCCAUGUUGCCACCAGUGGCCAUCUAGGUGUCUUAAGAGCCAUGCUGAUCUUGGUAGACUGCUGCCAGCUGGGGCUAUUAUGUGUUCCAGUCCUGAGCUGCUGCUGAGUGCCAUGUGUGGGUCCAUAGCCAGUGUCAACUCCAUGUGUGGGUCCAUAGCCCUACAAGAGCCAGGGUCUGAGUUGACACCUGUUGCUCUUCUUGCAACUUAAGGCGGUGGGCGCCUGGAGUCUGGUAUGCCACCUGGGACCAUAUUGGUGCACAAAGGCCAUACUGCAUCUGGGAUCUUCAGAUCUAACUGGCAUGUAAUACUCUGAUGCUAUUGUGACAUCUGGGCCAGAGCUGCAGCUGGGGGCCAUGUCUGGGUCAGUGACCUUACUGAAGCCAGGAUAUAUUCUGAUGGUUGUGGCUCUAGAUGCCACAACGGUCAUGUGGAUUCCUGGUAAUCUGGGUCCAUGUUGGUACUUGUAGUAGUUUGAAGGUUUUUGGCCCCCAUAAUCUCAUAGGGGUGGAACUAUUUGUUGAAGUGGGUAUGGCCUUGUUGUAUGAAGUGUGUUAUCUUCAGGGCAGUCUUUGACAUUUCUUGUGCUCAGGAUACCCACCACUGUCUCAUCAACUUCCUAUUACUUUAAGAUGUAGGACUCUUAGCUAUCUCUCCAUCACCGUAUUGCCUGCAUGCCACCAAGCUCCGGGCCAUGAUGAAAAUGGGCUUCAGUCUGACAUUGUAAGCCAACCACUCUAAUUAAAUGUUUUCUUUAUGAGAGAUUCUCAUGUUGUGUCUUCAUAGCCAUAAAAAUCCUAACAUAGAUAGAAGAUGGUGCCAGAAUUGGGGUAUUGCUGUGAUAGGCCUGACCAUGUUUUUGGAGGAAUUUGGUAUUUUGGGGUUUGGAAAGCAGGAAAUACUUUAAGCACUGUUUAAUGGGCCAUACUAGGGGGUGCAUGGAAGACAGUGGUGCGAAAUAUAAUUUGAUGAACUUUGAGGGGCUCACUCAAGCGUUUUCUGAGAAUUUUCGUAUCUUCUUUAGAAAGAUCAUUCUUGUUACUGUUUUGCUGAAGAAAAUGCUGCCUUUUUCCCUUAUCUCAAGAGUCUCCCUGAGCCUAAAGUGAAUAAAUUUGAAUUAAUUCCAUUGGCAGAAGAAAUCUCAAAAAAGCCCCGUAUAGAAUCUGUCGUGUGGUUAUUAAUGAAGAUUUAUAAUGAAAAGGAGCAAGCUGAACAGGUAAACUAAAUUACAAAAUGUAAAAUUUAAGGAGAAACGGAACACCAAAAAGUAAAAUGGAAAUAAGUCCUGUGUUUAAAGAGAUAAAGAAAUGGUGAUUUCGGCAAAGACCCUACCCAGCUGUUUCCAAAAGGCCUAAUGUGGUGGUGCUUGCCUUUAAUCCCAGCACUCUGGAGGCAGAGAUAGGCAGAUCUCACCCAGCUAAAUUUCCAAUUUGUGAAAAGUAAUUUAAGAGAAACUUAGAGCAGGGUGUGUUGGUGAACAGGUUUGAUCCCAACACUCAGAAGUCAGAGGCUGAUGGAUCUCUGAGUUUGAGGCCAGCCUGCUCUACAGGGUCCAAAAACAUCCAACCUUAGGGCACUGAAUGUGGAAAACAGAUUGAACACGGGGGUGGGGAGGUGGCAUGUUCCAGCCCAAGGAAGCAGCAGAACUUGGCAAAUUUGAUCAUGUGGUUCAAACUUUUGAGUUGAGAGUAGAAGAAAUGGGUUAUGGAAACAGCCACCAUGCUUAAGGAACAUCACUGAGGCCAGGCAUGUAUCAGGAGUGUGCUUGAAUGGAGUUGAAGUCUGGAUUUCCUUGGAGGACCCAAGAUGUUAGAGACUCGAGAGUCAUGGGAUACCUGCCGAGGACAGCUGCUAACGGAGUGGAAUCAAGAAGUGUAUUGCAUCAACAAAGCUGAACAGAGUUGGAGAUGGUGUUUUGAUGCAGAAUUUGGAGUAUGCCCCCCCCCCCUGUUUUUUGGUCUUGUUUUGGUCCAGUAUUUUUUCACUAUUCUCCAUUCCCUACAUUUUGGAAUGUUAAUGGAUAUUCUAAGCCAUUAUAUGUUGUAAGUAUGCAAUCUUUUUGGUCUUGAUUUUACAGGGCAUUAGAGUUAAGAGAUUACAUGAUCUCAAAAGAGACUUUGAACUUCCAAGCAUUGAUGAGACAGUGAUAAACUAUGGGUACAUCUGUAGUUGAACUGAAUGUAUUUUUCACUGUGAUAUUGUUAAAAUGUUUAUAGGGGCCAGGAAGUAGAAUGUGGUAGUUUAAAUGUACUUGCCCCCAAUAAUCUCAUAGGGGAUAGUGCUAUUAGGAGAUAUAGCUUUGUUGGAGGAAGUAUGUCUUGGGGGGAGGUAGGGGUUUGAGGUUUCCUAAGUGUCUUGAGUUAACUUCCUGUCACCUACAA